Drosophila hydei is the source of this 1777-nucleotide messenger RNA. RefSeq lists its product as uncharacterized. Lineage: Eukaryota; Metazoa; Arthropoda; Insecta; Diptera; Drosophilidae. Bases 889 to 1539 code for a protein of 216 amino acids. The transcript has 3 exons. The record is from RefSeq and is a predicted model, not a curated record.
UUAAACAAGCAAAGUCUGAACUGUUAGUUAUUGUCUUGAAAAUGCAAAGCUUGCUUAUAAAAACUGACAUUUUAUUUAUUGUUAAAAGAAUAUGUAUGCUCUGGAGCAUUAUAUAUAUUGCAUAUCCUGGUCUAAGGUUCGUGAUUACAGGGUAUCGGUUAGUCGUGCGCUUUCACUCACAGUAAAUGUUAAUCUUAAGUGUCCUAGAAAUAUGUAGCUGAACAGAUAUAACGGUUUAUUUAAGCAGUUUAAACGCAGCGUGAUUUAAGCUUUCGCAAAGCUAACGCUAACAGUAAAAGCUGAGGAGCGUAGGCAGGAAAAGCUUGCAUGGCUUUUACUGUUACGCCGCUGUUACCGUAUGGCAACUUGUUGUAAACGGACGGAUGCUUCCGGACUCUCGAGUCCAGCGUUGCGAUUUUAGAAUCAUUCGUCAACAGACUCUCGUGCGAUUCGGUUCAGCUUCAGACACACUCCUCUCUCUCGCUCUCCGACAGGCUAAGCACUAAGGCUAAGCAGCAGCUAAAGCAUUCGCUCAGUCAGCAUCACUGACAGUCAGUCAGCGCUUCGUUAGUCAGAGAGGGCAACAACAACUGUUACACUCGCGUACGCAUAACGGUUACAAUUUUGAAAAUUUUGUGUUCUGCUUGCGGAUUUCUGUGAGUGUGUGUGUUGUUCUUCUUCUUUUUUUUUGCCGUGCCAAAGCCAAAGGUGUUUGCAUCUGCCUCAAGCUGAGCCAGACGAAAGUCGAAUGUUUUGAAUUUAUUUUCGAAAACAAAACAAAUUUUGAAAGAAAACAAGUGUCAAAGCUGUAAAGCAUAAACUGCAAAAAACAUAAUAACAAUAACAACAAGUUAAGAAGAGACGUAGUCGGAGUACAGGCCAGCCAAGAUGCGUCGCUCCUCAUUCACGCCCGUGUUCAACCUGAGCACCCAAGAGCCGCUGAUAGUUGUCGAAGAGUCGCAUGCCGUCGAGGACGGCGAUGAGCUGGAAGGUGCUGCUGGUGGCUUCGAUCCGAGCACCACCAAGCGCACCAACAGCGAUGACUCGGAGCCGGACUCGCCGGUUAAUCCGUAUCUGCUGUGCCCCUUUCCCGAUAUGCAGCAGCGGCGCAAGCACUCAUUGCCAUCGCUUCAAAUAACUGAGGGCAUCACCGCCAGCCAGGUGCGCCGGCUGUCCGAGGUGGGCGGCGAAACGGGCGGCCUGAGCCCGAAGGAGGUUGAGUUUUUGGCCACGCUCUCGCAGAAGACCAACCCCACUGCAGGUGGACGCCGUCACUCCGUGGUCACCAUAUCGGCUGUGCCGCCAACGCUUUUUGGACGCAAUCGGCGCGAGUCCAUUUCCGCCGUCUCCUUCAGCGGCAGUCGUCGUGGCAGCGGCAUUGGCGGUCCACCGCUCACCGAUCAUCGCGGCAGCAUACACAACUUGCAGCUGGACAUCAUGGACGGGAUCGUGCAGCAGCGUAAGACGCGCAGCGGCAGCGGCGUCUGGACAGCACCCGUGCUCCAGGAGGCCGACAGCAACGUGCCCGUUCAGACAUAAGCGGCGCGAGCACUCAACACACACGAAUCAAAUUCACGGGCAACUGGACAAUUGGCAUGAGCGCAGGCUAUUUAAUAAUUCGUUUUUAUCGACUCUUUCCGCACACCGAACCUCAAACCACACACACAAAACACAUGCAGAGCUUCUAGCUCUCACUUCCCCUCAUCUGUAUCUGUCACCAAAAUGGGAAAAAAAACAAAAUUUCUAUUUUUCCGCCUUCCUUUUUUUUUUUGCUGCG